Lycium ferocissimum is the source of this 974-nucleotide messenger RNA. Its product is annotated as DNA replication complex GINS protein SLD5-like. Lineage: Eukaryota; Viridiplantae; Streptophyta; Magnoliopsida; Solanales; Solanaceae. The record is from RefSeq and is a predicted model, not a curated record. The transcript has 8 exons. Bases 252 to 974 code for a protein of 240 amino acids. Gene Ontology annotation, cellular component: GINS complex. Gene Ontology annotation, biological process: DNA-templated DNA replication; double-strand break repair via break-induced replication.
CUGUUAUAUGAAUUUAGUCACAUAGUGAAUACAAAAGAGGAUGGAAAAAAUGUGCAGGCUACUGAGAUGACCUUUGGUGGUAUUUGGCAUUUUUUAUAAGCCAAUUAUCAGUUCUUCUCUUUUCUCCUCUCUUGUCAGAGACUCCUCCCAAUUCUCUUAGUUCAAGUUUGAGUUCUCAAGAUUUGUUCUACUCUAGAAAAAGCUUCAAUCUUUGGUGAGGAAGAAGAGAAAGAGAGAGUAUUGGAUUGACAAUGGAUUCAGGUGAUGCAUCCAGAUAUUCAGCUGGGGUGGACGAUGAUUAUGAAUCUUUACUUUCAACGACUGAUGCGGAGCUCUUAAAACGGGCAUGGCGGAAUGAAAAGUCUGCUCCUGAAAUUCUUCAAUAUGAGACUGCUUUGGUUCAAAGAUCCAGAGAACAAACUCAAUUGAUGGAAGAAACAGUAGAGGAUUUUUUCAAAAAUGGUGUGGAUCCACUCACUGCAUCUCUUUACCAAAUGGACCGCGACAGAACUCUCUUUCUAUUGAUAUCAUAUUUAAGAACCCGUCUAAAAGGUAUGUCUUUAAAGCGUGAUCUGUUUGCGCGGCAUAGGAUCUCAUCUCUUAGCAUCAAAAAUUAUGCAUUUCACAUACAAAAAAUUACUGACUUAUGGAAUCGUCUAUCUAAACAAGAGCAGAAAUUUGUUGAAAGGUGUAUUGACGACAUGGAGCAACAUCUAGAUCAAUCUGUUCUCUCAAAGUUGCCUCAUGGCUUCAAGUCCCACUUGAAGCAAUCUUCACUAAGUUUGGGAGAUGACAUGGUUCCUGAGCCGCAGCUACAUCAAUAUGUUAUCUGCAGAAGCAAGAGAUUGUUAGGAUCCUUUCAGCUUGAUGACAGUGGGGAAGAACCAGUGAACAUCGAAGCCAAUGAUUUGUACGUUCUGCCUUACAAGUCCAUAAAGCCACUCGUAGAGAGUGGGCAGAUCGAUCUGGUAUGA